Molecule: messenger RNA, 2003 nt
Organism: Athalia rosae (coleseed sawfly)
Lineage: Eukaryota; Metazoa; Arthropoda; Insecta; Hymenoptera; Athaliidae
Gene: Mgat4a
Product: alpha-1,3-mannosyl-glycoprotein 4-beta-N-acetylglucosaminyltransferase A-like
Exons: 10
Coding region: 101-1849 (582 amino acids)
Biological process (GO): protein N-linked glycosylation
Cellular component (GO): endoplasmic reticulum-Golgi intermediate compartment; endoplasmic reticulum; Golgi stack
Molecular function (GO): acetylglucosaminyltransferase activity
Source: RefSeq, a predicted model, not a curated record
GUGGGAAAACUCAAAAAAGUAAACCGGACCAGAUCACGAAACGAAAAGCCUGCGAUAUGCUCAUGAGUAUCGGCAACGAAUCCGGACCUUUGAGUAUAAUAUGCGGAGGUGGAGUGUGAAGGCUGCAAUUAUAGUUAUGGAAAACUGGAGACGUCAAGGUGCACCUUGCCGUUUUUUCGUCCCGCUCCCGAUGACUUACACGCUUACAAUUAGACCAUAUAGUAGGUCGAGCAUAAAAAGGAUGGUGUCCAAUAUUGUUACACUGACUCCGAUGCGGCGUCGUUGUUUAUUCAUCCUGCUGGUCGUACUGGUACCCUGUUCUAUAUUGAACCUCAUGUCGUCACCCGAAAUGCACGAGGAAACCUCGCUGCAAAACAGCAUCGCCGAGCUCCAGGCCAAGUUGCAGCACCUCAAUGCGAAGUACAUGAGCAGCCAGGAGGAGGUCAACAUGUUGUCGCACCACCUGUCUCAGCUCCUGGAGAAUAGCCAUAGUUUUCCCGACCUUCAGUUCCUCAUGAACAACUCCUCCUCCAAUAACACGGGCAUCAAGUUGCCGUCUAUAUAUAAUUUCUUGCCCCAUUUAUUGGACGACGCGAACAGUCUACGGCUUGCAUUCUUCCAAGGAAAAGGUCGAUCGGGUACCGGCAUGGUUCUCGGCGUACCAACUGUCAAAAGGGAGGUUCAAAGUUACCUGCUCGCUACUUUGAAGAACUUGAUCGAUUCCAUGACCGACGAAGAGGCGGCUGAUACCGUUAUCGUUGUAUUCGUAGCUGAGACCGAUUUGGAGUAUGUUUCCUACGUCGCUAAGCAAAUAGAAGUCCAAUUUCCCGAGGAGUGCGAUGUCGGAUUGAUAGAGGUGAUAUCGCCGUCUGUUUACUACUACCCGGACAUGAGCAAGCUUCGCGACACCUUGGGCGAUGCUCAUCAACGUGUUGUGUGGAGAUCGAAACAAAAUUUCGACUUUGCCUUUCUUAUGUCGUACGCUCGUACCAAAGGAACGUUUUACGUUCAACUCGAAGAUGAUAUACUGGCAAAGAAGAACUUUAUAACUACGAUGAAAUCUUACGCCUUACACAAAAUUAGUCUGAAGGAAGAAUGGUUUAUUCUCGAUUUUUGUCAGCUCGGUUUCAUUGGUAAAAUGUUCAAAUGCGUUGAUUUACCAUGGCUGGUCCAGUUCAUACUGAUGUUUCACAACGACAAGCCCGUCGAUUGGUUACUGGACGAUCUGGUCUCCACCAAAGUUUGCAGCUUAGACAAAGACAGCAAACAUUGUAAAAUGGCUAAAGCCGAGCUUUGGGUACACUACAAACCCUCGCUUUUUCAACACAUUGGCAUGCACUCUUCGUUGAAGGGUAAAGUUCAAAAACUAAAGGACAAUCAGUUCGGCAAAUUGACAUUAUUUUAUGGUCACUUGAAUCCCGAUGCAACGGUGGAAACUCAAAUAAAAUCUUACAAGCAAUACACGUUGCAGAAAGCGUACAAAGGCGAGUCAUUUUUUUGGGGUCUCUUGCCACAGCCGGGAGAUCACUUGCGAUUCAAGUUCACCAGCCCAAUUUUUAUUAAAAAGUACCUGUUUCGUAGUGGCAACGCGGAGCAUCCGUCGGAUAGAUUUUACAACACUACAGUUGAAGUCCUUCCCAUGGAUUCUGCAUCGGUCAAUAGAAAUUCUAACAACGUCACUGAGGAUGGUUACGUUGUGAUAGGCAAAUUCGACCCGCUUGGGGUGGCUGAAGGGACAGUGGAAAGCGGUUUGGGCAAGAUAGCGGCACUUCGACUUACGGUUCAUAGCGAAAGUGACAAUUGGGCUAUUCUUUCCGAGAUACACAUUAUCGAAAGCCAGCCAAGCUGACACUCGGAGACGAGGAGGUCUCGAAGAUUUUUUCGUUACUGAACACAUUUACCGAUAAGAUAUGCAGAAAUACGGAUGCGUCCUCGCGUAUAGCGUCCUAUAGCUAUGUGUAUAAUUUAUUUACAUGUCGAGUAUUAUAAUAUUUCAUAUCGCA